AUAGUCAUUUUUACAGUGAAUUUAAUAUUACAAUUAUAUAGAUGUUUAGUUAUUAAAGUUCAUCGAGUUUUAAAUAUUUACUUGUAAUAUUUUAAAUAGUUAUUGUUGUAAGCUAACUAGAACAAUUAAGCAAUGGAUGAAUCAAGUUUGUUAGAUUUACUCCCUUUAUAUUAUUCAAGAUUAUUUCCUUACAUUGAUUAUUAUCGAUGGUUAAGUUGUGGCGAAGCAAAUACUUUUGCUCGUAGAGAAUUUUCAUUUACUUUACGGGAUGAUAUAUAUAUUCGAUUUCAAUCAUUUAGAAAAAUUAAUGAUUUCAAAAAUGAAAUAAAAAGGCUUUGUCCAUACAAAAUAGAUAUUGGAGCUGUAUAUAAUGUUGAACCAUCUAACAAAAAGCGAGAAGUAAAAUUUGAACCUAUCCAAAAGGAAUUUGUAAUAGAUAUUGACAUGACUGAUUACGAUGAAAUAAGAGUAUGUUGUUCUGGAGCAGAUAUUUGUAUCAAAUGUUGGAAAUAUAUGGCAUUAGCUGUUAAAAUAUUAGAUAUAGCUUUGAGAAAUGAUUUUGGAUUUGAUCAUAUCUUGUGGGUAUUUUCUGGAAGAAGAGGUGUACAUUGUUGGGUAUGUGACAAAAAAGCUCGCUUUUUAACACAAAAUUGUAGAAAAGGUAUAGCAAAUUAUUUGCAAUUAAUAACUGGUGGAGAUUGUACAAAAAAAAAAGUAAAAAUAAGGAAAAUGCAUCAUUCCAUUAAAAGAGCAUUAAGCAUCAUUGAACCAGUAUUUAUCAAAAUAUGUAUUGAAGAACAAAAUAUGCUAGGCACAAAAGAUAAUGUAACAAAAUUUCUAGGGAUUAUUACAGAAGAUGAAAUGCGAAAUGAAGUGAAAGAUGUACUUAAUAAACAUUUGACAAGUAUAACAAAAUGGGAAGCUUUUGUAAGCUUUUUUAAAGAUCAAAUUCAAUCAGGCUCAAAGAAAUGGUGUAAAAUGAGGUACCUUAUUGAAGAAAUAAUGAUUCAAUAUGCAUAUCCAAGAUUAGACAUAAAUGUGACUAAAGGUUUGAACCAUUUGUUGAAAUCUCCUUUUUGUAUUCAUCCUAAAACUGGCAAGGUUUGCAUACCUAUAAAUCCAAAAUUAGUUGAUCAAUUUGAUCCACAUAAUGUACCAACUAUCAUGACUUUAAUUAAUGAAAUCAAUACAUUUGACACAAAAGAAAUAACUGAACAAGGAGAAUCAACUGAUAAUUUAAAGAGAAUCAAAGAUUAUAAAAAAACCAGUUUGAAUAAGCCUUACUAUAUAUUUCAAGAAUUUUUAAGAAGUCUUGAAAAUUCGCAAAAAGGAGAAAAAAUUAAGCAAAGUGGUAUGGUAUUUAUACAAAGACAGCUUCAGUACCUUCACGAGUUUUAG
Messenger RNA from Ceratosolen solmsi marchali, 1398 nucleotides. It is a transcript of the gene DNApol-alpha50, whose product is annotated as DNA primase small subunit. Gene Ontology annotation, biological process: DNA replication, synthesis of primer. The coding region runs from base 133 to 1398 and encodes 421 amino acids. The record is from RefSeq and is a predicted model, not a curated record. The transcript has 7 exons. Lineage: Eukaryota; Metazoa; Arthropoda; Insecta; Hymenoptera; Agaonidae.